This is a messenger RNA of Lasiodiplodia theobromae, 3318 nucleotides long. RefSeq lists its product as uncharacterized. Gene Ontology annotation, biological process: carbohydrate metabolic process. NCBI's taxonomy places the organism in Eukaryota, Fungi, Ascomycota, Dothideomycetes, Botryosphaeriales, Botryosphaeriaceae. The record is from RefSeq and is a predicted model, not a curated record. The transcript has 11 exons. The coding region runs from base 1 to 3318 and encodes 1105 amino acids. Gene Ontology annotation, molecular function: chitin binding; hydrolase activity, hydrolyzing O-glycosyl compounds.
AUGUUGCGCCAAGUCUGGUUGGUGUGGAUUUGGCCCCGACUUUUGCGGUACAGACAAGCAUUCACCCAACGAAAUGACGGCAAGGAAUGCCCAUUGAAGAUAUGCUGCAGUCAAUACGGCUUUUGCGGCGUGACAGAAGACUUUUGUGCCGUCACGGAUGACCCCAAGACAUCUUGCCAAUCAAACUGCGACCAACCUGACUCCGGCAGCUCCGAAGCAAAUGUCCAAAAGAGAAUCAUCGGCUACUACGAAGCUUGGAAUCAUGACAGCGUUUGCAGAGGCAUGAAGAUCUCCGAUAUCCCUGAGCGCAGCCUCACACACUUGUAUUUCGCGUUUGGCUUCAUUACACCGGAUACGGAUACUUUCGGUGUCGUACCAAUGCCUAACACUUCGCAUGACCUAUUCAGAGAUGUCGCUGCUAUCAAGAAGGACAACCCGGACCUGAAGGUCCUCAUCGCGCUCGGUGGAUGGGGAUUUAACGACAACAACACCGUAACUCAGCCGGUAUUCCAUGACCUUGUCUCAAAGUCUUCCGCCCGAAAGAAUUUUAUUGCGAACCUGCUCAUUUUCCUUCGAGGCUAUGGCUUCGAUGGAGUGGACUUUGAUUGGGAAUAUCCCGGAGCGUCAGAUCGUGGCGGUGGCGAGUACGACGGCGAAAACCUCGCGCUCUUGUUGAAAGAGCUGAAGCAGGCUAUUGCGAAAGACCCGGCGGAUUAUCUCGUAUCCUUCACCGCUCCAACAUCCUACUGGUAUCUUCGGCAUUUCACCCACCUGGCUGAGUACAUGGACCAUGUCGAUUGGGUCAAUGUCAUGACGUACGACCUGCACGGUGUUUGGGACAUCAAAUACCUGACCUGGAAGGAUCAAUGGGUCUCCUUCGAUGACAUUGAUACAUUUCAAGAGAAGAUCUCCUUUGCCAAUUCCAUCGGUUUAGGUGGCUUAUUCAUUUGGGCACUCAACCAUGACACCCCUGACUUUGACGCCUUGCAAGGAGUGAUUCAUCCCAAAACUCUCGGCUCCUACGGCGCAGAAGCAGAGGCUGCAGACCAUUGCCGCAAUGCUCCUGAUGGAGACUGCAGGGUCACAGACUGCGACGAGGAAGUUUUCCUUCCGGUUCCACUGGACUACCUUUUUCCAGAUCCUCCGCCGGCGGAUGAAGCUGACAGCGAAUUCACUCUUAAAUUGGACUCAGCAAACAACAAAGACAAAAGCGCUGCGUACAAUGAUGAUCCUGACAACGGCGCAUUUGGAUUUGUCGUGCUUACUUCACCCGAAGAAGUGCAUAUUACACUCGACAAGCGCGAUGGCUCUCAUUGGGAAUUUCUCGAUUGUUUCGACGGCGGCGAGGCAGAGCACACUGUCCGAAUGACCUGGACGUUAUGCUGUCGCCAAGUCGCUGGAAGUCUCCGCAAACCAGAGCUUGCCACAACACCUCAGGAAGCGUGGAGUAGAGUACGGAUUGAUUACAGCAAUCAGCCUGGCUAUUGGGACGGCGUCGUUGAUAAGGCUGCUACACACCAGAGGAAACGGGAUCUGAGCGAGCAUCGCAACAACCACAAGCGCUGGCUUGAGGAGGCUUGGCGUGAAGAUAUGCAUGGUGGCCAUCUCGACCAUGAUGAACUGCACAAGCGUUGGUUCGGCAGCGAUGUUCUUGAUUGGCUCAAAGGCAUCCUCGGUGGUGGUUUUUCUGGAGAAGUUGAGUUCAAGUACUCUUACAGGGAUGACUUUAUCGUCAAGUUGAUUGAGGAGAGAUAUGGUCCCUGCAACAUCAACGGCGUUGAAGUAUCGGCAAGCCUGGAUGUGAAAGCCGAAGCGCAUGUCGAAGUUGACACUACUUACGGCUUUACGCUUAUCACUACAUUGGACUUCCCUCCAGACCUUAGCAACUCCUACUUGUUCUUUCGGAACAGGGGAGAGCCAACUGCGAAGUUUACAGUCGAUGCUCUCGCUACAGCCACUUUUAGAUCCGGUGAUUUCGAAUUCUUGUCAGCAGACAAAUUCGGUGCUGCUUUCACCGUACCCGGCAUUCUGACCAUCGGCCCUAACUUCAAGCUUCUCGGCUCUGUGGACGGAGAGGUCUCUGUCUCCGGGAAUCUGCAGGCUCAGGUGAAAUUAGCGGACUGGGAUGUCCGCCAGACCUAUCCUGUGGCAUCCGACGAAUGGAAUCCAGAAGCCGAAAAGGAGCCAAGUCGGUCAGGUACACAGCCAAUUGGAGAGCCAGAGAUUACUUAUGAGAGUGGCUCCAUUGGCCCGGAAUUUGGUAAUGGCUCAUUCGCCCCCAUUCAUCCCGUCCAACGUACUCGAAAGCUCAACACUUGGUCUGUCAACGGAGUCAAGUAUACGAUCUACUUCCAAGACUAUCCUUCCUGUGCAGAGGCCGCCAAGAACAAAAAGGCGAGCAGGUGGUGGGGAUUUGGACCAACGAACAACAAAAGUCCAGCUUGUCCCCUCAUCUUCAAGAAGUUCAAGAGUAACGAAAUCGGAUCGUCACAGUUCCAAGCCGAUCACAUAUAUGAGGCUCAGGCCCUACUUCUUUUCUUCAAGUGGCUUAGCAGUUCCUCUGAAACUUCGAUCCCUUGGCCAAACGGCUACACACGGCCCAAACCUGAGUGGGUUCUUGGAAAGCUUUUGGGGGUGACUGGCAGUAAUCUACCACCUGUUUUCACCGUAAAGCAGUCAUCGGCACCGUACGAUGACAGUUUGUGGCUCCUUGGCGCACGCGAGAUUGGGGCUUAUGGGGCCACUGAAAAUCGACUUGCCUUAUUGGAGGAGGGAAUCAACAACAACAAAGGCACCUGGUUCCAGCUAAGCAUUCCUCAGAAAACGAUGGACAGCAUCAGGGAUACCAAGAGAUGGCAAAGAGAUGUCGCCAGAGUGUUCCAAUAUCUCAAAGACGAUACAAUCAACAAGCACUGGCGGGAGGUGUCAUGGGCCAUCGAAGGUAUCAUGGAUGACUUUGAUAAACAAUACAAGUGGAACGAUCCUGGCAUGCUGGUCCGCCCGACGCGCCAGCCGACCCAGCCUCGGCCAGGUUUGCGAGACUUGUACUGCUUCUUUAUCGACGCGUACUUGCGCGAAAUUGAGAAGAAGUCGUCUGCCUGGGCAAUAGCAGCCAAGCAGGAGCUAGCGUCUGACUCAAAGACUGACGGAGCAGAAAAGCAAUCCUGGAUUAGGACGGCAAUGUCCCCUCCUGGCAUUGUUACCCCAACUGCGAUGACCUUCAAGAAAUUUGGAAGUGCGUGGACGCCGGGCACAAACAGGGAGGUCCUGAAAAGUCAAUAUGGGAUGUGGCAAAUGGGCCGAGCAGGUCCAUGGUAA